UGGCAUCGUUUGUUUCCGCGCUAUGGGGUCGGGGCUGCUAGGCCGCCUAGCCCCGCGCCUGGGCCUCGCUGAUCCCGACGUGCUGAGGAAAGCGGAGGAGUACUUGCGACUGUCCCAGGUGAAGUGUGUUGGCCUUUCUGGGCACACCACAGAAACUAGCAAUGCCCUCAUGUGCCUGGACCUUGCAGCUUCCUGCAUGAAGUGCCCCUUGGACAGGGCUUAUUUAAUUAAACUUUCUGGUUUGAACAAGAAGAUGUAUCAGAGCUGUUUUAAAUCUUUUGAGUGUUUACUGGGCCUGAAUUCAAAUAUUGGAAUAAGAGACCUAGCUGUACAGUUUACCUGUACAGAAGCAGUGAACAUGGCUUCAAAGAUGCUACAGAGCUAUGAAUCCAGUCUUCCCCAGACACAGCAGGUAGAUCUUGACUUAUCCAGGCCGCUUUUCACCACUGCUGCACUGCUUUCAGCAUGCAAGAUUCUAAAGCUGAAAGUGGAUAAAAAGAAAAUGGUAGCUACAUCUGGUGUAAAAAAAGCCAUAUUUGAUCGACUAUGUAAACAAUUAGAGAAGAUUGGACAGCAGGUUGACAGAGAACCUGGAGAUUUAGCUCCACCACCAUGGAAGAAAAAGAAGAUAGUGGUUGAAUGCCCAGCAAUGGAAAUAGAGAAGGGAGUAGAGAUCCCACAUAAACCACAGGAAGAUGAAGAUGUGACACAGGAUUAUGAAGAAUGGAAAAGACAAAUUUUGGAAAAUGCAGUCAAUGCUCAAAAGACUACACCUGAAUGAUUUCAGCUUCCAGAAUGAUAUGUGGUACAAACCUGUAUAGUACAUUGCUACCUUCAGGAAGGUUUGAGGGCUUUGAAAUUUUGUUUGAACUUUUAUAACAAGGAUCUGCCUUAAUAGCAAAGAAGCCAGCCCUGGAACUGAGUUCUGGGCAGUGGGCUGGCCCCUGAUCAACCACAGUUGCCUGACUGGCAGAGCUUCUUGUGCUCUCCUGCAAAAUGGAAUUGGAGCCAUUUGGCUUUGUUUUGUUUUAAGUGAGUGGGAGGCCUAUCCAGAAUAUAGAAUUCAGUCUGAAUGGAGUCUUACAGAUUUUACUUUUUGUAAGUUUUUUGGUUUGAUUAAAUCGCUAUAUUACACAGCCUAAUUUAAUAAAUUUUUUUAUAGGCA
Molecule: messenger RNA, 1165 nt
Organism: Carlito syrichta (Philippine tarsier)
Lineage: Eukaryota; Metazoa; Chordata; Mammalia; Primates; Tarsiidae
Gene: ORC6
Product: origin recognition complex subunit 6
Exons: 7
Coding region: 23-781 (252 amino acids)
Biological process (GO): DNA replication initiation; DNA replication
Cellular component (GO): nuclear origin of replication recognition complex
Molecular function (GO): DNA binding
Source: RefSeq, a predicted model, not a curated record